AUGUUGUUGUCACGGGGGCUGCUAGCCUCUACACUCCUUCUCGCCGCCAAGGCACAAGAUGGUAUCGACCAAGCCGCAGUCAACAUUGCUACGGGAUUUGCGGAGACUCUCAUUCAACAUGCUUAUACUACUCUCAACGGAGAUUCAGGAGGUUCUGGUGAUGCUGGAAGCGGUGGAAAUCAGGGCCAAGCUUUCGAUGCGAGUUUACUCGACAAGCAACAGAAUGCAGCUGAUAACGAUGCCACCGUUACUCAGGUCAUACAGGGCCAAGUUACUGUCGAGACAUACACUCGCCCCGGAGGAGUACUAUUCCCCGUGACACUCCUUCCACACCCAAGAAUUACGCUUGCUCCGACCCGUAAUGAUCCUUAUGAAAGGAUUAUCCAGGCCUAUACUGGAGGUAACGAUGCCACUACAAACCAGGAAAUCACAAUUGCCGAGCCCUCGGGAACAAACCCGGGUACUAUUCUCGUUGAUGUUCCUGGUACUGCUUAUUCUUCUUUCUCAUCUGGCCAGGCCGGCGCGUUGACAAUCCCUCCUUCAAACGACAACCCGACAGCCACGAUUAUUUCGGCGUUGCCUAGUGGUGUUGCCAUUACUGGCGAGGCUACGAGGACAAUUCCGGCGGCCGGAAAUGCCCCUGCGACUGUUGUUAUCCAGACUCCUUGGGCAGACGUGCCACCAAGCACUCCUGGUGUUGGAGGUGCUGGCGCUGGAGGCAGUACAUCCAAUGUUUUGGUGAUUCAAACAUACACCGGUACUGAGUACAUCACUCAGGCACGAGUUUCCACCAUUGUUGGCUCUGGAGGAGAUCAGGGCACAGUAGUUGUCCAGGUCCCUCCAGGUAACCAGAAUCCCGGUGGUGCUGUCACGAUUCCUCCGAGCGACGGUGGCCAUUUCACCACGAUUCUCAGGCAAUACACAGGAGCUUCUGCUAUUUCGACUCCUGUCACAAUCCUUGUUCCAACCUCGGCAGGCCAGGAUGGAACAAUCAUUAUUGAGACGCCUGGUCCUUCGAGCGCAGCUGGCACCGGUGGAGAUAGUGAUCUUCCUGAAAACCAACCACAGGUUAUUCCACCCAGCGGCGAUAACCCUUAUUCUACGAUCUUGAGGCCCCACGCGGGUUCCGACCAGAUUACUGAGCCUGUUACGUAUACUGUGCCUCCAUCUGGUACCAAUCCAGGAACGAUUAUAAUCGAGACUCCAGCUGUGCGCGCUGGUCAGCAGGUCAUCACGCUUCCACCCGACCCUAACAGUGGUUAUAUCACCAUUGUUAGACAGCCAAACAGUGUUAUCACUGCACCCAAUACUAUCACGAUCGCACCAUCUGGUGGUCAGCCAGGAACUAUUAUUAUCGAGACUCCUGCCCCUCAACCCAGCGAUGUCGAGAUCACAAUUCCUCCUGGUCAAGACGGUUCUUUCGUGACCAUUAUUCAAGGUCCUACAGGAUCCAAUGCUGUCACAGCCCCUAACACAAUCACAAUCACUGGGGCUCCUGGCCAACCUGGAACAAUCAUCAUUCAGACUCCAGUGCCGUCUGGAGGUGGACAGAUCACUCGAGGCCCUAGUGAUCCUUUCACCAUUCCUGCUGGAUCGGGUCAAUAUGUCACUAUUUUCCGACCUCAUAGCGGUGAUCCAAUUUCGGUUCCGAUUACGCUCACCCAGCCAGGUACGAAUGGUCAACCAGGCACUAUCAUUAUUGAGACGCCUGAUCCGACCACAUCUGCACCAGGAAGUGGGCCUAUUACCAUUCCUGCUGGAGGUAACAGCCCUUAUGUGACUAUCUAUAGGCCACAUAGUGGAAGCCCUAUCAGCGCACCGGUCACGAUCACCAUCCAACCCAGCGGUACCCAGCCGGGGACUAUCAUCGUUGAGACACCAAUACCAACGCUUGAGAACCCCAAGGGCCAGAAUGCGGUUACUUCCCCUGCUGCGGGUGGCCAACCGAUCACCAUCCCUCCUAGCAAGAACAACCCGUAUGUCACCAUCUACCGCCCUCAUACAGGUGACCCCAUUACCGUGCCCAUCACCAUCACUCAGUCUCCCUCAAACGGACAGCCUGGAACCAUCAUCAUUGAGACUCCAGCUCCGCCAGCUGACACCGUCACUGAGACUGAACCUGGUGCGACCGUGACGGUUCAACCUGAUAACCCUGGUGGAUACACAACCAUAUAUCGACCACAUACAGGCGAUCCAAUCUCUGAGCCCAUCACUGUCACAACGAUUAGUGGUUCGAAUGGCCAGCCAGGAACCGUUAUCAUUGAGACUCAAGGCCCCUUCACAGUCACUGCCACUGGCCCCGGUGGUACUGCCACUAUCUACACUCCUGGAUCAGAUGUCAGCACCACAGUUACGAAAACCGUCACAUUGACAGCUUCUGGAGGUCAACAAUCUACCGCAGUUGUUAUUGAGACUCCACCUCCAAUAAAGGUUCAACCCACAACUGCAAUGGUUACGGUGACUGGCCCUGAUGGAUAUGUCACGAUUACUGAACAGUACACCGGGACGAGUGUUAUUACGGCCAUCUUUACCACCACAAUCACUGGAUCUGGCACAAAUCCUGGCACGGUUUUCAUAGAGACACCGCCACCAGUCAAGUUCGCUCCCACUUCAACGGUUUCUGGCACCGACAACUAUGUCACUGUCUAUGAACCGUUCCCCGGCCCAGGCAUCAUUACGGCACCCAUUACCGUUACGCAGGCCACUCCUUCCGGUGGGCAGCCGGGUACAGUGAUUAUCCAGACUCCUGUUGCGGACACCCCCACGACUACAUCAUUGCCAGAUCCUACUACUACUCAGGGACCUGAUGGUUAUGUCACUGUGUAUCUUCCGUUCCCUGGACCUGGUGUCAUUACCACGUCCUAUACCAGGACACAGGCCCCUUCAGGUGGAAAUCCUGGAACUGUUUUUAUUACAACGCCAGCCCCUCUACCUGCUACAACUUCUGAGGCAAAUCUUCCUAGUACUACCUCUGGAACAGACGGCUAUGUGACAGUUUUUAUCCCAUAUCCGGGACCGGGCGAGAUCACUGCGCCUAUCACCAGGACUCAGCCACCUGCAAAUGGCCAACCUGGUAUUGUCUUCAUUACCACACCUGUCCCUGCGUUCACUACACCCAAGCAGAUGAACGGGCAGACUUCAACGUCUCAAGGAACGGAUGGGUAUGUCACAGUUUUUGUUCCUUACCCAGGACCAGGCGAGAUCACUGCACCCAUCACAAGCACCCAGCCGCCUGCCAAUGGCCAGCCUGGUACUGUUUGGAUCACUACACCUGUUCCUGCAUUCACUACACCAAAGCAGAUGAAUGGGUUGACUUCCACUUCCCAAGGACCAGAUGACUAUGUGACAAUAUUCCUGCCCUUCCCUGGCCCAGGUGUAAUUACUGCUCCUAUCACAAGUACCCAGCCCCCUGCUAACGGCCAGCCCGGAACCGUUUUCAUCACAACGCCAGCACCGCUGUCCACUGAUCAGCAGAAUGUGGCAACCACUACAACUGGUGAUGAUCAAUAUGUGACCGUUUUCCUACCCUUCCCGGGUCCUGGUAUUAUCACUGCACCUAUUACCCGCACCCAGGCACCGUCUGGUGGCAACCCAGGAACUGUGUUUAUCACGACACCGGCUCCUGAGACUACGGCCCAGCCCCAGACUUCUGCCCUUGCUACGGAUAACUAUAUCACCAUUUACACCCCUUUCCCAGGACCAGGUGUAAUCACCGCACCUAUCACUAUUACCAAGACGCCAUCUAAUGGCCAGCCCGGAACAGUCCUUAUUGAGACCCCUGUCCCAGUGAGCUCUAGUGCCGAUACCUACGUGACAGUCUACAGGCCCUACCCAGGUCCUGGAACGAUCACUGCACCAAUAACCCUGACUCAGGCUCCUUCUAACGGCCAGCCUGGUACGGUGUUUAUCGAGACUCAGCCAACAGAAACGCCGACUCCAACAACGCAAACUACUGAUGGUUCUACUCCUCCUAUUACCAUCCCUCCUGAUCCGACUGGUUCUUAUGUGACAAUCUACCGACCGUAUCCCGGCCCUGGCCAGAUUACAUCUCCCAUCACAUACACUCAAGCCCCUGUUUCUGGACAGCCCGGUACAAUUAUCAUCGAGACUCCCAAUCCUGAUGCCAAUACUGCCACCCAGACAGGCCCAGUUACUGUCCCCACUGGAAGCAACAACCCAUAUGUCACGGUAUAUAAACCCUACCCUGGCCCCGGAAACAUUGAUCAGCCUAUCACUAUUACUGCUGCGACUCCCACAGGUGACCAGCCAGGCACGAUCAUCAUCGAGACACCUACACUAGAGGUCAACACCAAGUUUGCCCCGUCGCCAACUUCUUCGUCGCCAGUUACCAUUCCGGCUGACAACAACAACUAUGUCACUGUCUAUAGGCCACACACUGGAUCUCCGAUCACUGCGCCAAUUACUGUCACUACCAUUGCACCUUCAGGGGGACAGCCUGGCACCGUGCUCAUUGAGACGCCAGCACCCGAGUCUCAGUCAGAGGUCCAGCCUACAACCACAGACAGCCCGCCUGUCACCAUUCCCCAAGGUCAAGACGGAUACGUGACAGUCUACCGCCCGUAUCCCGGUCCUGGUGUUAUCACAGCCCCAGUCACUGUGACUACUAUUGCGCCGACUAAUGGUCAACCUGGAACUGUGAUCAUCGAGACACCUGCUCCUGAGGCUCCAACUUCUUCUCCAUCUGAUGAGCCCCAGACUACAGCUUCUGCUGUCACCAUUCCCGCUGAUAACGCUGGCUAUGUGACUGUGUACAGACCUUACCCAGGACCUGGAACAAUCACCGCCCCUCUUACCGUUGGAACUGUUGCACCAACUAAUGGCCAGCCUGGAACGGUCAUCAUUGAGACACCAGUGCCUCAAGCCGCGCCGGAGACCACAUUAGCACCCAAAGUUACUUCUACUCAGGGAACUGAUGGUUAUAUCACGGUAUUUCGGCCAUACACUGGCACUGGUCUCAUUACAGCGGCUAUCACUGUCUCUACCAUUCCUCCCUCUAAUGGUCAACCAGGAACCAUCAUCGUCGAAACACCUGUGCCUCAGGAUCCAACGACCACAACUAGUGAUGCUGCGCCUGUUACCAUUCCACCAGGACCCGGAAAUUCCUACGUGACGGUUUAUAGACCUCAUACGGGUACUGACAUUAUCACGGCACCUAUGACGGUUACUACUAUUGAAGGAGUUAACGGUCAGCCCGGAACCAUCAUUAUUGAGACACCAGUACCUCAGGCGGCAACCUCGACAGAUGAAUCUACCGAGGCUGCACCUGUGACUAUUCCACCCGGUCCGGACAGGUCCUACAUCACUGUCUAUAGACCACAUACAGGAAGUGAUGUCAUUACGGCACCUGUGACCGUAACUACUAUCCCAGGCAUCAAUGGACAGCCGGGAACAAUCAUUAUCGAGACUCCCGCGGCCCAGGAUACUAAUGCACCUAGCACUGCCCCUGCAAGCCCUGGCAGUACCUAUGUCACCGAAUAUCGCCCAUAUCCUGGACCAGGAAAUAUUGAUCAGCCUAUCACGGUUACAACUAUCGAGCCCUCCAACGGGAACCCAGGAACUGUUGUCAUCGAGACACCUACUCCAGAUGUCAACACGAAGGUUGCCCAGCCUCCGGUUACCCUCGAUCCUGGCCCAGGCGAUCAGUAUGUUACUGUCUACAGACCAUACACAGGUACUGGGGUCAUCACUGCACCUGUCACCGUUAGUACCAUUGCACCUUCAGGUGGCCAGCCCGGAACAGUUAUCAUUGAGACUCCCGAACCGGAAACUCCUGGCUCUAAUCCAACAGUGACCUUGCCCACUGGCCCUAAUGAGUCUUACAUUACUGUGUUCCGACCUCAUACGGGCACUGAUGUGAUUACUGGCCCUGUCACGAUUACAACUAUCGCACCAGCCAAUGGCCAGCCCGGAAUUGUCAUCAUCGAAACUCCUGUUGAGUCUGAGCCUGCCUCUACCCCGGCUCCUGUUGAUUCAGCAACGAGCGCGCCUCCUCAAGCUACUUAUGUUACGGUCUAUCGCCCUCACACUGGAUCAGACCGCAUUACUGCGCCCGUUACUGUCACAACCAUUGAGCCUUCAGCAGAUCAGCCGGGAACAGUCAUCAUUGAGACCCCUGAUCAAGAUUUACCUCCUGUAGCAACCUCUGCAGGACCUCUUGCCACCUAUGUUACGGUUUACCGACCUUACACAGGAGCAGACAGGAUCACAGAACCUGUCACUGUCACGACUAUUGAGCCGACUAACGGCCAGCCCGGUACAGUAAUUAUUGAGACUCCAGGACAGCAAGCGCCUCCUGUGACGACCACCCCUCCCCCUGCUACUUACGUAACUAUCACUAGACUCUACACUGGAACAGACCAGAUCACAGAACCAAUCACGAACACUAUACCUCCCCAAGGGGAUCAACCUGGUACUGUAAUCAUUGAGACUCCAGGCCAGCAAGUGCCGCCGGUAACCUCAACGCCUGGUCCUGCUUCAUAUGUGACCAUCACCAGGCUUUACACAGGUACAGAUCAGAUCACAGAGGCUAUAACGAGCACUAUCCCCCCUCAGGGUGAUCAGCCUGGAACUGUCAUUAUUGAGACGCCUGGCCAACAAGUGGCCGCUAUGACCUCCUCUUCCGUACCUCCUUCUUAUGUGACAACGACGGUUCCCUAUACUGGCACUGAUCAGAUUAGCGUACCUAUUGUUACUACUGUCUCUCCCCAAGGCGACCAGCCGGGGACUGUCAUCAUUGAAACACAGGCUCCGUUUGUGACAGUCUAUCGUCCGCAUACAGGGCGAGAUCAGAUCACCGGUCCAGUCACUGUCUCGACCAUUGCUCCCACAGGAGAUCAGCCUGGCACGAUCAUCAUUGAGACUCCUGGCGCGGCCCCUGCUGUCACAACUACACCACCUGCGCCAUCGUAUGUCACUAUCACUACUCUAUACACUGGAACGGAGAUACUCAGCGAACCCACUACCGUCACUACAAUCCCCCCUCAAGGAGAUCAACCUGGUACUGUCAUUGUUGAGACCCAAGGCCCUUUCGUGACAAUUUCAACACUUUAUACUGGAACAAGUGUAAUCACAGCGCCGACUGCCCUCACAACGAUUCCUCCUCAGGGUGGACAGCCUGGAACUAUUGUUAUUGGAACACCAGGAUCAUACGUCACAACGACUGUUCUGUAUACCGGAUCUGACUCGAUUACUGGCCCCACAGCGUUUACAACCAUUCCACCACAAGGUGAUCAACCGGGCACGGUCAUUGUUGGAACUCCCGGAUCUUAUGUCACAACAACUGUGCUUUACACUGGCACCGAUUCGAUUACUGGGCCUACAGCUCUCACAACGGUUCCCGCUCAAGGCGACCAGCCUGGCACCGUUGCCAUUGCCACGCCCCCUUCGUAUGUCACGACAACUAUUCCUUAUACUGGAACCGAUCAAAUCACUGCUCCAAUCACAGCUACUACCAUUCCUCCCUCAGGGAACCAACCCGGAACUGUUGUCAUCGAGACCCAGGCCCCAUUUGUAACGAUUUAUCGCCCUCACACUGGUAUCGACAGAAUCACUGCGCCUAUUACGGUUUCGACCAUCGCCCCAUCUGGUGACCAGCCAGCUCCAACAUACACGACACUUUAUGAGGAGUACUCCGGCACCGAUGAUAUUACUGAGCCUUUCGUCAAGACAACUAUUGAGCCACAAGGUGACCAGCCCGGCACCAUUAUCUUUGAUACUCCUGCCCAGCGAGUCGUGUCCACCAGUGCUGCACCGCCUUCCUAUGUUACGGUUUACCAGCCUCAUUCUGGCCCAGACAGAAUUACUGCCCCUGUUACUGUCACAACCAUCCCUCCACAGGGAGAUCAGCCGGGCACUGUUAUCAUUGAAACACCAGGUUCGGAGCCUGCCAUCACGCCGACGCCCGCCCCUGAGCCAUCUUAUGUUACAGUGUAUCAGCCCCAUACUGGGCUCGACAGAAUUACUGAGCCCGUCACUAUCACAACCAUUCCUCCCCAAGGCGAUCAGCCAGGUACCGUGAUCAUUGAGACACCAGGGGCAGAACCCCCUGUAACUUCAGGACCUACUCCUGAACCCUCCUACAUCACAAUCUACCAGCCACAUACCGGCCUUGAUAGAAUCACCGAGCCUAUCACACUUACAACGGUCCCUCCUCAAGGCGACCAGCCUGGUACCGUGAUCAUUGAGACACCAGGAGCGGAGCCUCCUAUGACGUCGGGACCUGCCCCGGAGCCUUCAUAUGUGACGAUCUAUCAGCCACAUACUGGAUCUGAUAGAAUUACUGAGCCUGUUACACUUACAACUAUCUCUCCCCAAGGAGAUCAGCCAGGCACGGUUAUCAUUGAAACCCCGGGCUCGGAACCCCCUGUUACUUCAACCCCAGCUGCUGAGUCUUCGUAUAUCACGAUCUAUCACCCAUACACUGGUACAGAUCAGAUAACAGCUCCAGUUACACUGACCACUAUCGAGCCAUCCGGGGAUCAGCCUGGAACCGUCAUCAUCGAAACGCCUGGAUCCGCGCCUCCGGUCACAUCAGCCCCUGCGCCUGAACCUUCAUACGUGACAGUCUAUCGACCGCACACGGGCGCUGAUCAGAUCACUGCACCAGUUACCAUCACCACCAUUGAGCCUCAAGGAGACCUACCAGGAACUGUGAUCAUUGAGACACCUGGCUCUGAACCAGCAGUGACCUCUUCACCAGAACCUGCUCCUCAGCCCUCAUAUGUGACAGUAUAUAGACCUCAUACUGGUGCUGACCAGAUCACUGCACUGAUCACAAUCACGACAAUCGAGCCUCAAGGGGACCAGCCAGGAACCGUGAUCAUCGAGACACCAGGCUCUGAGCCUCCUGUUACCUCGACACCAGCUCCCUCAUAUGCCACCAUCUAUGAGCCUUACACUGGUACAGGAGAGAUUACAGGCGAAGUUACCGUCACAACCAUUCCUCCCCAGGGUGAUCAGCCGGGUACUGUCAUCAUUGAGACACCGGGUCCGCAAACCGCAAACAAGGGAGCGAACCCUCCUCUUACUAUUCCUGCUGGAGACGAUAGCUACGUGACGGUCUUCAGGCCUUACACAGGAACCCCUAUGAUAACAGCGCCCGUCACGGUUACGACCAUCUCUCCGUCUGGUGGCAACCCAGGUACUGUUAUUAUUGAAACACCAGCACCUGAAGCCGCAGCUACCUCGGCACCCGAGGAUGUUUAUGUUACCGUCUACACCAUUUACACUGGCACUGGUCAGCUUACGGCGCCAAUUACUGUCACAACCAUUGCUCCUGUCUCUGGAACUGGUACUAUCAUCGUUGAGACUCAGGCCGAGUCUACUGCUCCCCCGCCUGUCACGAUCCCGCCUAGUGACAAUAGCCCCAACAUCACCAUCGUGCGUCAGUAUCCUGGCCCAGGAGUCAUCACCGCCCCUGUGACCUCGUACGAGCCGCCAAGUACGCCUGGACAGCCUGGAACGAUUAUCAUCGAGACGCCAGCCCCCGUUUCUGAGACUACAUCUGAGGCACCAGGCACCAAUGUUACACUCUACACCUUGGCUCCCCCGGGUGUCAAGACUCCCAUCACUAGUUACGCGUCCCCACAAACACCAGGCCAGCCAGGAACUGUUUUCAUUCAGACGGUGGCCACUGAUGCUGAGUCUACCUCUGAGGAAGGUAGAAACGUGACUAUUUACACUGACGGCCCUGAUUCUCUUACUGCACCGUACACUACCUACUACCCUCCUGGCUCCCCUGGAGAUCCCGGAACCGUGCUCAUUGAGACUCCUCCUCCAGUUCCUACUGGUCCCGCCUCAGUAUCGGCAGUGCCCACCACUGACGAUUCGGCCAGUGGCAUUACAACACCUGCUUCGAGCAACCCCGAUGCACUCACCUUGACUCCGAGCGAUAGCAACGAUGACUUUACUGUCAUUGAACCGAACACCAGGUUCGCUGAUGCUAGCGAGAAUGUCACACAGAUUAUCCCCGCCACUGAUGGAACCCCCGGAACACAGAUCAUCUACACACCUAUGGAUACAUCGGGAGAGUCAUCCGCUGGUGCACCGGAUACUGACAGUUAUGUUACCAUCAGUGCGACAGUCACUAUUCCUGGAGAUCCCUCAACACGUACCGGGUCCAACUCCGACGCCGGAAGCGACGCAGGUACCACCGGCGCGGAAACCAAUGUCAUCAUUAUUCCCCCUAGUGGUACUGAGCCAGGAACGGUUCUCUCGCAAACUAGUGUUUACUUGGACCAGGCUUUGGCUGAACACGGAAAUGUGACGAUCACAAGGACAGCACCCAGUGGUGUUACCACAAGAUUCACUACCUACUCACCCCCAGCUCAAAAAGCUGAUCCAGGAACCAUCAUCAUUGAGAUUCCAGACUACAAUGUCACCAUUACGAGGGCAGCCCCUACUGAUAUCACAACCACAAUCACAACCUACUCGCCUCCUGCAACGCCCGGCGACCCAGGUACUGUCAUCAUCGAGACGCCUGAUUAUAAUGUCACCAUUACUCGUGAGGCGCCCGCAUCGAUCACAAGUCUCCGCACAAGCUACGCUCCUCCAGGAACUCCCGGCGAUCCUGGCACUGUAAUCGUUGAAACUCCAAACAACGACUACAACGUGACCAUCACUCGUGGCGCCUCGAUUACAGCCCCCUAUACCACGUACUCGCCUCCUGGCGCCUCAGGAGAUCCAGGCACCAUUAUCGUCGAGACGCCAGAUUACAAUGUCACCAUUACCCGAGAGGCACCAGCUUCGAUUACUGAUGUACGGACGACAUACAAUCCUCCAGGCACUCCAGGCGAUCCAGGGACGGUCAUCGUCGAGACACCAAACAAUGCCUAUAACGUCACCAUCACAAGGGCAGCUCCCGCUUCGAUUACAAAUAUAUUUACCACCUACUCGCCUCCAGGUGCUCCUGGUGACCCCGGCACCGUUAUUGUUGAGACACCCGACUACAAUGUUACUGUUACUCGUGGUGCCUCGAUCACGGCCCCUUUCACAACGUACUCGCCGCCAGCUACACCUGGAGAUCCCGGCACAGUCAUUGUAGAGACACCCGAUUACAAUGUCACCAUCACACGAGAAGCACCAAGAAUCGUCACAACCUUGCGUUCAUCGUAUGCCCCACCUGGAACUCCCGGUGAUCCGGGCACCGUUAUCAUCGAGACACCUCCUGGUCCUUACAAUGUGACGACGACUCGUGGUGCUUCAACAAUCACGGCGCCAUUCACAACUUACUCGCCUCCCGAUGGACCUGGCGACCCCGGCACCAUUAUUGUUGAAACCCCUAACUAUAAUGUCACCGUCACCAGUGACGCUGACUCUACGGACGCUGCAACAGAUAUUGUCACCAGGUAUAACCCUCCUGGCACCCCAGGUGAUCCAGGUACCAUCGCCAUCAUCAUGCCGAACCAGAGAGUUGUGUCGACUUCUCAAGAUCCAUCCACUACCGAUGAUCCUGGACAAAACGUCACUGUCUACAGGCCUGGCCCACGAACGAUGACUGGUCCUGUCACUUCAUACAUACCUCCCGCGAACCGUGGCGACAACGGUACGGUAAUCAUCGAGACCCCUGGUUCUGCCACUCCUUCCAAUGUGACAAUGACCCAGACUAUCAGCACCAUUACGGCGAUCUACACUACCUACUCACCGGCCGGUGCUGAAGAUGAUCCGGGAACUAUCAUCGUUGGAAUACCACCUGAUCGAAAUGUGACCAUCACAGAGGUGGUCAGCACUAUCACGGCUCCUUACACUAAAUAUUCUUCUCCUGGCUCGCCUGGCGAUCCCGGCACUGUCAUUAUCGAGGUGCCCCCCGACCACAACGUGACUGUCACUGAAGUCAUCAGCACUAUCACCUCUCCCUACACAAGGUACUCCGCGCCUGCAAAUCGUGGAGAUCCUGGUACAGUGUAUAUCGAGCUGCCCCCAGAUUCCAAUACUACCAUCACGACUGAGGUGGAUUCACGAACAGCGCCUUAUACCACCUACUAUCCUCCCGGUUCCCAGGGAGACCCUGGCACUGUUCUUAUUGAAUUGCCUCCUAGUCGCAACGUCACCAUCACGACCGAAGUCGCGAGCCGGACUGCGCCUUUUACAACAUACUCAGCGCCGGCCAACAAAGGAGAUCCAGGUACUAUCAUCGUCGAGAUGCCUUCUGACAGGAAUGUCACGGUCACGACCGAGGUGGCUAGUCUCACUGCUCCGUAUACUACCUAUGCAGCCCCUGCCAACAAGGGCGAUCCAGGAACUGUCAUCGUGGAGAUGCCACCUGACAGGAAUGUCACCAUUACAACUGAAGUGCCCACGCGCACCGCUCCGUAUACAACAUAUUCUGCUCCAGGAUCUCCAGGCGAUCCCGGCACCAUUAUCGUGGAAUUGCCCCCAGACCGCAACGUCACGAUCACUACCGAGAUCUCUAGUCUCACUGCUUCCUACACGACUUAUUCUCCGCCAGGAAGCAAGGGCGAUCCAGGCACAAUUAUCAUUGAACUGCCUCCUGAUCGUAACGUGACUACCACGGAAGAGGUUCCUACGUUGACUGAGGCCUAUACUACUUAUUCACCACCGGGUAACCGCGGUGAUCCCGGCACUGUCAUUGUGCGACUCCCGCCUGACAGGAACGUGACUAGAACGACCGAGAUCGCUACACUGACUGCUCCGUAUACAACCUAUUCUCCGCCCGCAAACAGGGGCGAUCCGGGUACUGUUAUCAUCGAAUUGCCUCCUGAUAGGAAUGUCACCACUACGGAAGAGGUCAGCACAAUCACCCGGAUCAGAACAACAUAUAUGCCUCCUGCCAAUCGAGGAGAUCCCGGCACAGUCGUUGUACAAGAGCCUCCGGACACCAACACUACUAUCGUUGAUGUCGUGCCCACGAUCACACGCCCAGCCACUCGGUUUGUGCCCGCUGCCACGAAGGGUGAUCCAGGCACUGUCUAUAUCGAUGUGCCCCCGAACCACAAUGUGACAAUGACCACAACUGUCAGUACAAUCACUCGACCAAGCACAACGUUUGAACCCCCUGCUACUGAAGGCGAUGCAGGCACCGUGCUCGUCCAGAUGCCCCCUGAGUACAACGUCACCACAACUCAGACAGUUGAAACAAUCAGUAGGCCAGUCACUCGGUACUCCAGCCCUGCUGAGAUUGGCGACCCUGGCACUGUGUAUCUCGAUCUACCACCCGAGUACAACGUUACUGUCACAACCACGAUCUACAGCAUCACAAGACAGAGCACGAACUUUGCUUCUGGUGCUACCCAAGGAGAUCCUGGUACUGUCAUCAUUGAGAUGCCUCCUGAGUAUAAUGUGACUACAACACAGACUGUUGAGACAAUCAGCAGACCAGUCACUCGCUACUCCAAGGCCGCUACUGUCGGCGACCCCAACACUAUUUACGUUGAACUUCCGCCGGAAUACAAUAUCACUGUAACCACAACAGUCCCCACAAUCACGAGACAGUCCACGACAUUUGCUCCUGCUGCUACUCAAGGCGAUCCUGGCACCAUCAUUAUCGAAAUGCCGCCCGAGUAUAACGUCACGACGACUCAAACCGUUGAGACCAUCAGCAGACCGGUCACUAGAUACUCGAAGCCGGAUACUAUUGGCGAUCCCGGCACUAUUUUCGUUGAUUUGCCGCCGGAAUACAAUGUUACCAUCACGACUACCGUCGACACAAUUACAAGACCUUCAACUACGUUUGCCCCAGCAGGUACCCAAGGAGAUCCGGGCACUAUAAUCGUCGAGCUUCCGCCUGACUCUAACGUCACAACAACUCAAACUAUCUCUACGAUCUCGAGACCAACAACCCGUUACUCUCGUCCAGGCACAGUUGGAGAUCCCGGUACCGUGUAUAUUGAUCUCCCGCCGGAAUAUAACAUUACCGUCACCACAACCAUCAAGACCAUCACAAAGCCUUCAACCACCUUUGCUCCAGCUGGAACUCAGGGCGAUCCUGGCACUAUCAUUAUUGAGCUCCCCCCUGAUUCCAAUGUCACGGUCUCAUCAACAGUCCCCACCAUCAGCCGCCCUGCCACACGCUUUGCAAGCCCUGCAGCCGUGGGUGAUCCUGGCACCGUUUAUGUUGAUCUGCCACCGGAGUAUAACGUCACCACAACUGAGACUGUCAGCACUAUCAGUCGUGUCCGCACAACCUUCAAUCCAGCUGCAACCGAAGGCGACCCAGGCACUAUCCUAGUCGAGGUUCCAGUUGACUACAACGUCACAACCACUGAGUUGAACAGUGCGAUCAACAGGGUUAGGACUACCUAUAUGCCUGCUGGUACGCAAGGUCACCCAAAUACUGUCCUUGUUGAGAUCCCCCCUGACUACACUAUCACAACAACCGAGACUGUCACUUCAAUUACUCGAGUCCGAACUACCUACAUGACUGCCGCGACGCAGGGUGAUGCCAACACGGUUCUUAUCGAGGUCCCCCCGGACUACAAUGUCACAUCCACGGAGACUGUCAGUUCGAUCAACAGGGUCAGGACGACUUAUAUACCUGCCGGUACUCAGGGUGACCCUAAUACCGUCCUUGUCCAAGUUCCUCCUGAUUACACUGUCACAACUACUGAAACCAACAGUGGUAUCAGCCGUAUCCGAACUACUUAUAUGACUGCAGCGACGCAGGGUGACCCCAACACGGUCCUUAUCGAAAUCCCUCCUGAUUAUAACGUCACGUCAACCGAGACUGUCAGUUCGAUCAACAGAGUCAGGACAACGUAUAUGCCCGCCGGAACCCAGGGUGACCCCAACACGGUCCUUAUCCAGGUUCCUCCUGAUUAUACCGUCACAACCACCGAGACCAACAGUGGUAUCAGCCGUGUCAGGACCUCAUAUAUGACUGCUGCAACACAGGGCGAUCCCAAUACGGUCCUCGUUGAGGUUCCGCCGGAUUAUAAUGUCACAUCAACCGAAACCAUCAGCACGAUCAACAGGGUCAGGACAUCAUACUACCCUGCCGGCACCCAAGGAGAUCCUAAUACGGUUCUCAUUCAGGUUCCUCCUGAUUACACUCUGACAACGACGGAAACCAACAGUGCGAUCACUCGGGUCAGGACCACAUAUAUGCCUGCUGCCACUAAGGGCGACCCGAACACGGUUCUCAUUGAAGUCCCACCGGAUUCCAAUGUGACGACAACCCAGACCAACAGUGCAAUUAGUCGCAUUAGGACCACCUAUAUGCCAGCGGGCACUCAGGGUGAUCCCAAUACCGUACUCAUUGAGGUCCCUGUCGACUACAACGUGACCACCACCCAAACCAACAGUGCGAUCACGCGGGUUAGGACCACCUAUAACCCGGGUGCAACUCAAGGCGACCCUGGAACAGUUUUGGUUCAGGUACCAGUUGACUAUAACGUAACAACCACUCAAACUGUCAGCACAAUCAGCCGAGCUAGAACGACAUACAACCCUGCCUCUGUUCAAGGUGACCCUAAUACAGUCCUUGUGCAGGUGCCCGUUGACUACAAUGUCACUACUACUCAAACAGUCAGUACGAUCAGUCGGGUCAGAACAUCAUACUACCCAGCUGCCACUCAGGGAGACCCUAACACGGUCCUGGUCCAGGUCCCAAUGGACUAUAAUGUCACAACUACUCAAACUGUCAGCACAAUCAGCCGAGCUAGAACGACAUACAAUCCUGCCUCUGUUCAGGGUGACCCCAACACAGUCCUUGUACAGGUGCCUGUCGACUACAAUGUCACUAGCACUCAAACAGUCAGCACCAUCAGCCGGGUCAGAACGUCUUAUUACCCAGCUGCCACUCAAGGCGACCCCAAUACGGUCUUGGUCCAGGUCCCGAUGGACUACAACGUGACAGUUACCCACACAAUCACCACUAUCAGUCGUGUGAGGACAAUAUAUGGUCCUGCUGCCACACAAGGAGACCCUGGAACCAUCUACGUGGACGUACCGCCGGAGUACAACGUCACCGUCACUUCAACUGUCAGUACGAUUUCGAGAGCAUAUACCACCUAUUCUGCGCCUGGUACACAAGGUGAUCCAGGCACCAUAUGGGUAAGGCUGCCGCCUGCAUAUAAUGUAACAACCACUCAGAUCGUCCCCACAAUCACUCGUAUGUCUACAACAUAUGCUCCUCCAGCUACACAGGGUGAUCCCGGAACCUUCAUUGUGCAGGUUCCCCCUGACCGUAAUGUCACUACCACUGAGACUGUUCCCACGAUAUCUCGACCUGCAACCAGAUAUGUGGCCCCGGCUACUCAGGGAGAUCCAGGUACAGUUGUGGUGCAGAUGCCACCACAGUACAAUGUCACGACAACACAAACAGUAUCAACUAUCUCUCGCGUGGCUACUGCGUAUAACCCCCCAGCUACACAGGGAGACCCAGCCCCUGCUACACAAGGUGACCCCGGAACCGUCUGGGUCCGGGUACCUCCUGAGUAUAAUGUCACCUCUACGACUACGGUCUCAACUAUUUCUCGCCUCACAACCACAUACGCACCCCCGGCUACUCAGGGUGAUCCGGGUACUUUCAUCGUGAGAGUACCUCCAUCUUACAACGUCACCACGACUGAGACCGUGUCAACCAUUUCACGUGUUGCAACAGCCUACUCACCGCCAGCCACCCAAGGAGAUCCUGGUACCGUCAUCAUACAGAUGCCUCCGGCUUAUAAUGUCACGACCACAACCACUGUCUCAACUAUUUCCCGGCUUACAACAACUUACGCACCUCCAGCUACCCAAGGCGACCCAGGUACCUUCAUUGUGCGCGUACCUCCCAAAUACACUGUCACGACGACACAAACAGCCAGCACUAUUACCCGACCUACUACUGUGUUUGCGCCUGCCCAGACUCAAGGCGAUCCCGAUACUGUCAUCGUGCAAUAUCCCCCUCCUUACAACGUCACGGUCACUACAGCUGGACCGACAACGCUCACUGCACGAUACACUACAUAUUCACCACCUGGCCAACCUGGCGAUCCUGGUACCGUCAUCGUCGAGAUGCCACCGAGUCGCACAGUCACAAUCACUACAAACGGUGGCACUACAAUCUCUACCCCUGUUACCUCCACUUAUGCUCCGGGUGAGCCUGGCGACCCUGCCACCGUGGUCAUCGCAACUCCAGCUCCCCGAUCUACUACAUCUACAACAUCUUCCAGGCCGCUCACCACCAGCAGCACUACAACUACUGCGCCGGCAGCUACUGUCUCCUUCAAUUGUGAUGUAUACGGUUACCUCAUGCAGAAGACGGCUCUCUACCGUGUCGAGAUCACGUCUGGUAAGACGACUCUUAUCAAGAGUGAUGUCGGUCCUGGUGGUUGGAUCAACGCCAUCGGUUACAACCGUUUCGACAACUACAUCUACGGUAUGCACAUGGAUGAUACGGGUUCUCAAGUUAUCCGUAUUGGUGGCGACGGUGGUUGGACACUGCUCGGCACUCGUACCAAUGAUCGUCUCGUCCAGAUGGGUGAUAUCGAUAACCAAGGUCGCUUCUGGAUCUCGAACCAGGGAGAAGGCUGGUGGUGUAUCGAUCUCAUGCCUGGCUCAUCCACUUACGGCAAGAUUCUCAUGAGCGGCACCGCCAAGAACCCUCUCAACUCUGCCGAUUGGGCCUUCGUCCCUGGAGGAGGCGACUUCAUGUACUCCAUCAUGUACGACGACCAGGGCAAGACAUCCACGCUAUGCAAGUUCAGCCGUACGACAUACACAUGGACAACCAUCCAGGGCUUCGGUAUGAUUGCUGGUCAGAACGUAUGGGGAGCUGCCUAUGCCUCGCAAGACGGAAACCUCUACGGUUCAGAGAACACCAGCGGUCAGAUUUGGAAGUUCCCUAUCGCCCCUUCGAUUGGAACUCCAAAGUUCCUGGCAACAGGUCCAUCGUCAUCCUGGAACGAUGGUGCAAGAUGUAUCGACAGUCAGACUCUAUAA
Messenger RNA from Fusarium fujikuroi IMI 58289, 17901 nucleotides. RefSeq lists its product as uncharacterized. The coding region runs from base 1 to 17901 and encodes 5966 amino acids. Lineage: Eukaryota; Fungi; Ascomycota; Sordariomycetes; Hypocreales; Nectriaceae. Gene Ontology annotation, cellular component: fungal-type cell wall. The transcript has 3 exons. Gene Ontology annotation, biological process: cell adhesion. The record is from RefSeq and is a predicted model, not a curated record.